Messenger RNA from Hibiscus syriacus, 639 nucleotides. RefSeq lists its product as uncharacterized. The coding region runs from base 1 to 639 and encodes 212 amino acids. Lineage: Eukaryota; Viridiplantae; Streptophyta; Magnoliopsida; Malvales; Malvaceae. The record is from RefSeq and is a predicted model, not a curated record. The transcript is spliced from 2 exons.
AUGACAGAUUUCCUACCUGAGAUUAUCUCCUUGAAUCAGACUGCUUUUAUCCGAGGUCGAAACAUUAUUGACAAUUCCCUUCUAGCUCAGGAGAUGACAAAGGAAAUCUGGGAUAAAAUUCGGACACAAGGGCAUAAAGUUCAUUGGCAUAGACUCAUAUGGUAUCCUAUGCAUUUACCAAAGCAUAGCUUGAUUGCUUGGAUGACCAUUUUGAAUAGGUUACCUACCAGUGAUCGGUUACAAAGAAUGGGAAUAAGCACUGAUGGAAUCUGUAUUAACUGCAGAAUCUACCAAGAAACAAGGGACCACUUGUUUUCUCAAUAUUCCUUGGUUGUUGAACUCUGGAAAUCUAUCCUAAACUUGAAUGGUAUGAACUAUACUGCUCUGACUUGGGAUGAAAUGGUCUCUCGGGCUAGCUCAACGUGGAAAGGGAAAUCCCUUAUCACCAUUAUCUUGAAAAUUUUGUGGAACGCUUUUAUUUACUCCUUGUGGCAAGAACGAAAUCGUAGAAUGUUUCAGGGUCGAUCCCGAACUGUCGACAUUAUGCUCAAAGAAAUCAUUGAAGUUGUUAGUAUCAUGCUUAGGGGUAAAUCUAUUAACAGACUUGAUAGUGCUAACUUUUACCUUUGUAAUGCUUGA